Prorocentrum cordatum is the source of this 1356-nucleotide messenger RNA. The record is from the annotation of a GenBank genome assembly. NCBI's taxonomy places the organism in Eukaryota, Dinophyceae, Prorocentrales, Prorocentraceae.
AUGCUCGGGCCCUGCCUCGCCUGCGGCAGGGCCAGCGAGGCGCUGUGCUCGCGAUGCCGCGCGGCCGCCUACUGCGGCCCGGGGUGCCAGCGUGCCGACUGGAAGCGGCACAGGCCGCUCUGCACCGGGGCGCCAGCCCGAGCCGUGGCGUCUUCGGGCGCAUUUGGCGACGGACGCGCCACCAGCGUGGAGGAGGACCGGCUGCCUGCCGCAGACCUGCCUCCGCCAGUGCCAGAGCAGCUGCCGAAUGCCGCGGCCCACGGCGGCGACGGGGCCGCGGCCGCGGCCGCGAGGCUAUCGGGCGAGGGCCGGUACGCAGAGGCGGCGGCCAAGCUGCACGAGGCCAUCCAGGCGGAGGGGGACCCUGCGCGCAGCCUGCAGAAGCCGCGCGAACCUGGGGUGCACCUUCAACAGGCUCGGCCGCCACGCCGAGGCGGCGCUCCUCCUCGAGGACGCGCUGGCGCGCCUGCCGCGGGCCGCCCCGGCGGGCGCGGCAUGGCGGAGCCUCGCGGGGCUGGAGGUGGCGAUCCGCGUGAACCUGGCAUGUGCGCUGCGGGUGCGCGACCCGCGCGCCGCGGCCGUCCACCUGGCCGCCGCGCUCGCGCUGGACCCGGGCUGCAGCGAGGCGCGCCUCCGCAUGGCCGAGCUGUCGGCGGACGCCGGCGACGCGGAGGGCGCUCUGGCGCGGCUCGCCCCGGCGCUGGCGGCGGGGGGCGACGACCUGGGCUGCCUGGGCCUCGCGUGCCGCUGCUUGGAGGACCGGACUUGGGCAGGCACGAGGAGGCCAUGCGGAUGUGCGAGCGCGUUUGCCGCGCGGACGUCGCCUCCACCUACGCCGCCCUGAGGGAGGUGUUCCGCUGCAGGGCGGGGGACGUCUUCGUGGCCACCUACCCGCGCUGUGGCACCACCUGGAUGGUGCAGGUGUGCACCUGCGUGCUGCACGGCGCGGAGGCAGACCGCACCCGGCACGCCGUCUUCCUGGAGGGCGCCAUCGCGGCCUCCGCCUCGUCGCUCUGGACGGUAGAGGGCCUGGCCGCUCCAAGGAUCAUCAAGACGCACGCGCCCGCAGACUCUCACGCGGGGCUGCGGCGGCGAACCGUCGACGUGCUCCAGGACCACGGAAAGGUCAUUUACGUGGUGCGCAAUCCGAAGGACACGCUGUCGCUGCGGCAUCACCACAGCAGCCACCCGGGCAUCCGCUUCGAGGGCAGCUGGGACGACUGGGUGGACGGGUGGCUCCGAGGCGAGCGGUCCAUGGAGUACGGCGGCACGUACUUCGACCACGUCCGCGGCUGGUGGCAUCUGCACAGGCGGCACCCAUCGACAGAGUGCACCUCGUCUACUUCGAGGACAUGA